Molecule: messenger RNA, 2163 nt
Organism: Pygoscelis adeliae (Adelie penguin)
Lineage: Eukaryota; Metazoa; Chordata; Aves; Sphenisciformes; Spheniscidae
Product: zinc finger protein 271-like
Exons: 5
Source: RefSeq, a predicted model, not a curated record
GGGCUGCUCAGCCUGGAGAAGAGAAGGCUCGGGAAGGAUCUCAUCAAGCUGUACUCUCAGCCUGGAGGGAGAGUGUACCUUGUGCUAGCUCGAGUUGUGCGGGUUGUCUGUGGGGAGCGGAGGGGGGGGGGGGCGUUGGACUGUGGGCUGUGUCCCUGGGGGGAGCUGCGGGGGUCAGGACCAGCGUUGGGUGCUGAGGAGGCUCCGGAGCAGAGCGGCUCUGCCGCGAUGGCCACCACCAGCCAGCUGCAGCGGGCAGGGCGGUGGGAGGCAGCAGCAGACGACCCAUGCUCCAUCUGCCUGGGCGAGAUGGACAACGCAGCCUAUGUUGAGGGAUGCUUCCACACCUUCUGCUUCGGCUGCAUCCGGCGGUGGGCCGCCUCGAGAGCUGCGUGCCCGCUCUGCAGGCAGCCUUUCCACCGCGUCCUGCACGCGGUGAGGGCGGACGACGACUACCAGGAGUACACGGUCGGCUCGUCCGCCCGCCGGCAGAGGACCGCAGCCAGGGAGCGGGUGCGCAGCAGAUCCCCACAGCAGCGCUACCACCUGCGCGCAAGGCCCACCAACAACGAGCCCGCAGCUGGGAGAAGGGGACCUGCGGGGAGGCACCGAGGGGCGCGGGGUGACGCAGCUCCAAGGUCCUCCAGUGCCUCUACCCAGCAGGCUGCAGGGCAGCGCCCGGCCAGCCCGGCGGAUGGACCCGUCCUCCGCUACGACCUGCUGAUGUUAGGGUGGGCCGCCUCGAGAGCUGCGUGCCCGCUCUGCAGGCAGCCUUUCCACCGCGUCCUGCACGCGGUGAGGGCGGACGACGACUACCAGGAGUACACGGUCGGCUCGUCCGCCCGCCGGCAGAGGACCGCAGCCAGGGAGCGGGUGCGCAGCAGAUCCCCACAGCAGCGCUACCACCUGCGCGCAAGGCCCACCAACAACGAGCCCGCAGCUGGGAGAAGGGGACCUGCGGGGAGGCACCGAGGGGCGCGGGGUGACGCAGCUCCAAGGUCCUCCAGUGCCUCUACCCAGCAGGCUGCAGGGCAGCGCCCGGCCAGCCCGGCGGAUGGACCCGUCCUCCGCUACGACCUGCUGACAAGGGGCGAGUCCUUCUUCCCUGACAUGGAAAACUUAAAGGAUACGUGGCCUUCCAAUUUGUCUACAUUCAAAACGUACAAGUGCCAACACUGCAAUUAUGCUACCGCUGUUCACAGCGACUUUAUGCUGCACCUAAAAAUACAUACAGAUGAAAAACCAUUUGUGUGUAACGAAUGCAAUAAGACAUUUAAAACAUCAAACCAUUUGCAGAAACACAGCCUUAUUCACGUAAAGAAUGAAUAUGAGUUUGGCCAUUGCCUCUGUGUAGAUAGCCGUUUAGAGAAUCUUGAAUUGCAUCAUGAAAUGCAUGUAGGCACGUGUCCAGAAAGAGAUUUUUGUUCCUCGGAAGGUUCAAACAGCGUCCAUUCCUUGCUUGGUUCGGAAGUCUGUGGAGUACAGCCAGAUGUCCAGAGGGGCAAAGAAAAUGAUUUGCUGGCGCAAAGUCAGCCCCAAUUCUAUCAGUGUGCAGAGUGCGAGUACGCUACUUACGCUUUAAGCAACCUUGAACUACAUAUAAGAACUCACACAGGUGAGAAACCUUACAGCUGCAGUGUUUGUCAGAAGAAGUUUCGUACUUCCAGUCACCUGAAAAGACACAGAGUCACGCAUUUUAAUAUGGACUAUCUCAAGUGCAGGAACUGUGACUAUUCAACAAGCAAAUGGCUGUCCUUGAAACGGCAUCUGGCUUCACACUCUUGUGAGGAAGGCUCAUCUACUGGAUGUCUCUACGAACAAAAGCAGCUGCCUGUCAAAAUAUACACGUGUGAAGAGUGCGGCUAUUGCACAACCCACAAUGGAAACUUGAAGCCACACUUGAGAAUUCAUACAGGGGAGAAGCCGUUCAAGUGCGGUCAGUGCGCUGUUGCUUUCCGCACAUCUAGCCACCUGAAGCGGCACUUGCUGACUCAUUUAAAGUUGCACUGCAGAAGGUGUAAAUUUUCUACAGUAGAUAAGCGUGCUUUCCAAAAGCAUGUAAAAACACACAGAAAAAAGUACAAGUGUGGAAAGUGUAAUGUGAUGCUGCCUACCAAAACACUUCUGGAAAAGCAUAAGCGGCAACAUAAGCUUGGAAUAUAA